Molecule: messenger RNA, 942 nt
Organism: Emericellopsis cladophorae
Lineage: Eukaryota; Fungi; Ascomycota; Sordariomycetes; Hypocreales; Bionectriaceae
Product: ribosomal protein L10
Exons: 3
Coding region: 1-942 (313 amino acids)
Biological process (GO): ribosomal large subunit assembly; cytoplasmic translation; ribosome biogenesis
Cellular component (GO): cytosolic large ribosomal subunit
Molecular function (GO): structural constituent of ribosome; large ribosomal subunit rRNA binding
Source: RefSeq, a predicted model, not a curated record
AUGGGGGGCAAGAACAUCAACAAGAGCGGCUACUUCGACAAGCUCCAGGGCUUGCUCGAGGAGUACAAGUCCGUCUUCAUUGUCGAGAUCGACAAUGUCUCGUCCCAGCAGAUGCACGAGAUUCGCCAUGCUCUCCGCAAGCAGGCUGUCGUCCUGAUGGGCAAGAACACCAUGGUUCGCCGUGCCCUCAAGACCUUCAUCCCCGACCACCCUGAGUAUGAGCGCUUCCUGCCCCACGUCAAGGGCAACGUUGGCUUCGUCUUCACCAACGGCGACCUUAAGGAGAUCCGUGACAAGAUCCUCGAGAACCGUGUCGCCGCCCCUGCCCGUGCUGGUGCCCUCGCGCCCGCAGACGUGUGGAUCCCCGCUGGCAACACCGGCAUGGAGCCCGGAAAGACCUCCUUCUUCCAGGCCCUCGGUGUCCCCACCAAGAUUGCCCGUGGUACCAUUGAGAUUACCACUGAUCUGAAGCUCGUCGAGGCCGGCAGCAAGGUCGGCCCCUCCGAGGCCACCCUGCUCAACAUGCUCAACAUCUCUCCCUUCACCUACGGUCUGGGCAUUGCUCAGGUCUACGACGAGGGUCAGACCUUCCCCGCCUCCGUCCUCGACAUUGGUGAGGAGGAGCUCCUCAAGACCUUCGCCACAGCCAUCACCACCAUCGCCUCCGUCUCGCUGGCCAUUGGCUUCCCCACCCUGCCCUCGGUCAUGCACUCCGUCAUCAACGGCUACAAGAACAUCCUGGCUGUCGCCAUCGAAACCGAGUUCAGCUGGCCCGAGAUUGAGGAGCUCAAGGACCGCAUCGCCAACCCCGACGCCUACGCCGCUGCCGCCCCCGCUGCUGGUGGUGCUGCCGCUACCACUGAGGCUGCUGGUGACGCCAAGAAGGAGGAGUCGGAGGCUGAGGACUCUGACGAGUCUGGCUUCGGUGGUCUUUUCGAUUAA